GCACACUCACACCUUCAUUCGCCUACCAUUUCUUAAACCCAAAAAAAAGUAUAUAUUACAAGGCAUGGUUCGCAAGGCGGUAGACGCGCGUAUUAACACGCUGAUCAAGAACGGGGUUCAGCAGAACCACAGAUCAUUCUUUGUCCUCGUUGGCGACAAGGGCAAGGACCAGGUGGUGAACCUACACUGGAUGCUGUCGCAGGCACGGGUGACAGGACGGCCGUCGGUUCUGUGGUGCUACAAGAAGGAGCUCGGGUUCACGAGCCACCGCAAGAAGCGGGAGGCGAAGAUCAAGCGGGACAUCAAAAAGGGGAUCCGCGAGGCGAACUCUGAGGAUCCGUUCGAGAUGUUCAUUGCGCUGACAGACAUCAGGUACACGUACUACAAGGAGUCGCACAAGAUCCUGGGAAACACAUACGGAAUGUGCGUGCUGCAGGACUUUGAGGCACUGACGCCGAACAUUCUGGCGCGGACGAUCGAGACGGUGGAGGGCGGAGGCAUUGUGGUGCUGCUGCUCAAGUCGAUGAAGUCGCUGAAGCAGCUGUACACGAUGACGAUGGAUGUGCAUUCGCGGUACCGGACGGAGGCGCACGGAGACGUGGUUGCGCGGUUCAACGAGCGGUUCAUCCUGUCGCUGGCAGACAACCGGUCGUGCGUGGUGCUGGACGACGAGCUGAACGUGCUGCCGAUCUCGCUGGGCAAGAGCGUGAAGCCGGUGGCGCCCAAGAAGUCGAGCGUGCUGGAGCCGCGCCAGCAGGAGCUGGCGGAUCUGAAGAAGUCGCUGGAGGACACGCAGCCGAUCGGGGCGCUGGUGGGCAAGGCCAAGACGCUGGACCAGGCGAAGGCGAUUAUGACGUUUGUGGAUGCGAUCUCAGAGAAGUCGCUGCGCGCGACGGUGUCGCUGACGGCCGGGCGUGGACGCGGCAAGUCGGCGGCGCUGGGAAUUGCGCUGGCCAGUGCGAUUGCGUACGGGUACUCGAACAUCUUUGUCACAUCGCCGUCGCCGGAGAACCUGAAGACGCUGUUCCAGUUUGUGUUCAAGGGCUUUGAUGCGCUGGGGUUCGAGGAGCACACGGACUAUGACAUUGUGCAGUCGACCAACCCAGAGUUCCGCGAUGCGGUGGUGCGCGUCAAUGUGUUCCGCAAGCACCGGCAGACAAUCCAAUACAUCCAGCCGCAGGAUGCGUUCACGCUGGCGCAGGCGGAGCUGGUGGUGAUUGAUGAGGCGGCAGCAAUCCCGCUGCCGCUGGUCAAGAAGCUGAUGGGGCCGUAUCUGGUGUUUAUGGCGUCGACCAUCAACGGAUACGAGGGCACAGGCCGGUCGCUGUCGCUGAAGCUGAUCCAGCAGCUGCGCGAGCAGUCGCGUGGAUUUGUAUCCGGGGCGUCGGGCAGCGGGUCGGUCAGUGCAGGCGGGCGGACGCUGAAGGAGGUGGCGCUGGAGGAGCCGAUCCGGUACAGCAUGGGUGAUGCGACCGAGCAGUGGCUCAACAAGCUGCUAUGCCUGGACGCAACCGUGGUGCCCAAGACGCUGAGCGGCUGCCCGCACCCGUCAGAGUGCGAGCUGUACUGGGUUAACCGCGACUCGCUGUUCUCGUAUCACCCGGUGUCUGAGGCGUUCCUGCAGCGGCUGAUGGGGCUGUUUGUAGCGUCGCACUACAAGAACUCGCCAAACGACCUGCAGCUGAUGAGCGAUGCGCCAGCGCACCAGGUGUUUGUUUUGCUGCCGCCAAUCGACCCAGCGGCGGCGACGCUGCCGGAGCCGCUGUGCGCCAUCCAGGUGUGUCUGGAGGGCGAGAUCUCGCGGCAGGCGAUCAUGAACACGCUGGGACGCGGCGAGCGCAACGACGGCGAUUUGAUCCCGUGGCUGGUGUCGCAGCAGUACCAGGACGAGGACUUUGCGGCGCUGUCGGGCGCGCGCGUGGUGCGGAUUGCCACGCACCCGGACUACGCCAGUAUGGGCUACGGCGGGCGGGCGCUGGAGCAGCUGCGCGACUUCUAUGAGGGCAAGUUCCACUCGCUGCAGGAGCCCGACGCCGAGGGCAUCCGCAGCUCGCUGGCAGACAGCGAGGAGGGCGGAUUGCGGCGGAUCACGGAUUCGGAGCUUGAUCAGGCGGAUCUGCGCAAGGACGCCGUGGGCGUGCGCGACGCAAAGGCACUGCCGGCGCUGUUCAUGCGGCUGGCAGAGAAGAAGCCCACGCGGCUGCACUGGCUGGGCGUCAGCUACGGGCUGACCGCCGGGCUGCACAAGUUCUGGAAGCGCGCGGGCUACGCGCCCGUGUAUAUGCGGCAGACCAGCAACGAGCUGACGGGCGAGUACACGUGCGUGAUGCUCAACGAGCUCGCCACCGACGGACUGGCGGUGCGUGCCAAGCAGGACUGGCUGGAUGCGUUUGCACGCGACUUCCACCGGCGCUUCGCCACGCUGCUGUCGUACUCCUUCAAGGACUUCACGGUUGUGCUGGCCAUGAGCAUCCUGGAUGCCGCGCGGGCUGGGCGCAGUGCGCAGUCGCUGCAGGCCGACGCCAGCGUGCAGUUCACGCGCGAUGACCUGGAGCGCGAUUUCUCCGGCUACGACCUCAAGCGCCUGGAGUCGUAUGCCAACAAUAUGCUGGACUACCAUGUGAUCCUUGACCUCCUGCCGACCAUCGCGCAGCGCUACUUUGGCGCGCGCUACGGCUCCGGCGUGUCCUUGUCUGGCGUGCAGGCCUGCAUUCUUCUGGGCAUCGGCCUGCAGCACAAGUCAGUGGACGCAGUCGAGAAGGAGCUGAACCUGCCGUCGCGCCAGAUCCUGGCGCUGUUCACCAAGAUCCUGCGCAAGUUCUCCAACUUUUACCGCGACCUCGAGACCAAGGCGAUUGAGGACGAGUUUGACCAGGAGCACGGCGAGGAGAAGCGCGGCGCCAAGCGGUCGCUGACGGAUGACGCAGCGUGGGACCCAACCAAGCAGACGCUGGCCGAGGAGCUGGAUGAGGCCGGCCGCGAGGUCUCGGAGGAGUUCAAGGAAAAGCAGCGCGAGCUGAUCGACGCCAUGGACAUGUCGCAGUAUGCGAUUGGCGGCGAGGACAAGGACUGGGAGGCGGCCGAGGGUCAGAUCCGCAAGGCAGCCAACAGCGGCAGCGUGCAGACGGUCGUCAGCGUCAAGAACAUGGAGAGCUCCAAGCGCGCGCGCACCGAGAAGAAGGUCGCCGCGGGGCUAGCCAAGUCCGAGGAAGCGCACCAGCGCAAGGCUGCCGCCCGCAAGCCCACCAAGGUCAGCAAGAAGACCAAGCGCACCUAAUUUUUUUCUUUUAUUACAGUCUCCAUUCAAACCUUCCUAUUUC
This is a messenger RNA of Linderina pennispora, 3320 nucleotides long. RefSeq names its product DUF699-domain-containing protein. The record is from RefSeq and is a predicted model, not a curated record. Lineage: Eukaryota; Fungi; Kickxellomycota; Kickxellomycetes; Kickxellales; Kickxellaceae. Gene Ontology annotation, molecular function: tRNA binding; 18S rRNA cytidine N-acetyltransferase activity; ATP binding. The transcript has 2 exons. The coding region runs from base 65 to 3277 and encodes 1070 amino acids. Gene Ontology annotation, cellular component: 90S preribosome; nucleolus. Gene Ontology annotation, biological process: rRNA acetylation involved in maturation of SSU-rRNA.